Pelagomonas calceolata is the source of this 865-nucleotide messenger RNA. The record is from the annotation of a GenBank genome assembly. NCBI's taxonomy places the organism in Eukaryota, Pelagophyceae, Pelagomonadales, Pelagomonadaceae.
GCACAAUAGAGCGCCUCUCCCGCCGCAUAUAAGCUCACGACGUGAAUAUUAGCAAGCGUUGCAGCGACCUACCAACAAUCGCGCACUGGUGAGAAAGCGUCGUUGCACAACACUGGUCUUUUGCAGAGCCAGCCUGCUGCACAAGUCAGCAGAGUGCAAACAUGCUACGCCGAACGGCAAUCCUCCUCCACACGGCGUCGCUCGCACGAGCCCUGACGACGUCGACGCCGCUCUUCGCCGCGAACGCCGCCAAAAAAAUCAGACCAUCCAGAGACGACGUCGACCGCAUCAGUUGGGGCAAGCCGUCCAAGAAGAAGGGCGUCGGCAGCCGGGGCACGCCGCACCGACUGAACGAGGCCGAGCGCGCGGAGUACGACCGCGCGAAGGCCCGCGGGUACGUCGAGGUGGCCGGUAGCGCGUGGCGGAAAGAACGACGCGACGCGCCGUUGUUGAACACGUGGCGCAACUGGUGCGACGCCGUCGCUCUUCCGUCGAUCUCCGUGCAGAAAGGUACUGAUGUCGAUUUGGUCGUCGUCGACCUCUCGCCGUUGCGGCGACCGGACGUCCUGGAGGUCGCGGCUGCGGUGCGGGCGCUGCCUACGCCAUGCGCGUCUGUCGACGUCGGCGAGUCGGAGGAAAUCGUGGAGGAUGAAGCGCGGCCGAUCCACCAGCUGCCGCGCUACGAGGUCGCGUGGCAGGCCCCCGACCGCGCGGCGGCGAAGGCCCUGGCCAAGGAACUCGCGGGAGCAUUCGGCCACGCGCCGAAGAAGGCGUCGGGCGGGAAGUCCGCGCCGCGCGUCAAGGCUGGCAAGGGCCGCCGGCACGGGGGCUACGGGAUUUGAUUGUUGUAACUAUUGAUUGUAGA